AUGUCUGGUGGUAAAGGUGGUAAAGCUGGCUCUGCUGCUAAAGCUUCUCAAUCCAGAUCAGCUAAAGCUGGUCUAACGUUCCCAGUUGGUAGAGUUCACAGAUUGCUCAGAAGGGGUAACUAUGCGCAAAGAAUUGGUUCAGGUGCUCCAGUUUACUUGACUGCCGUUUUGGAGUAUUUAGCCGCUGAAAUUUUGGAAUUGGCAGGAAAUGCCGCUAGAGACAACAAGAAGACAAGAAUCAUUCCAAGACAUUUGCAGCUGGCUAUAAGAAAUGAUGAUGAAUUGAACAAACUUCUAGGUAAUGUUACCAUUGCUCAAGGUGGUGUCUUGCCAAACAUCCACCAAAACUUAUUGCCAAAGAAAUCCGCUAAACCGGGUCAGGCCUCUCAAGAGUUAUAA
Torulaspora globosa is the source of this 399-nucleotide messenger RNA. RefSeq names its product histone H2A (gene HTA2). The transcript has a single exon. Gene Ontology annotation, molecular function: protein heterodimerization activity; structural constituent of chromatin; DNA binding. Gene Ontology annotation, cellular component: nucleosome. The record is from RefSeq and is a predicted model, not a curated record. Lineage: Eukaryota; Fungi; Ascomycota; Saccharomycetes; Saccharomycetales; Saccharomycetaceae. Bases 1 to 399 code for a protein of 132 amino acids.